Phaedon cochleariae (mustard beetle) is the source of this 996-nucleotide messenger RNA. The record is from the annotation of a GenBank genome assembly. NCBI's taxonomy places the organism in Eukaryota, Metazoa, Arthropoda, Insecta, Coleoptera, Chrysomelidae.
AUGGAAAACAGCUCACAAUCAUCUACUAACCCCAUUUCUCAGGGGUGUGGCCCAAAUACCCAAAUAAAUAUACAUGUGAGCCCCACCACGGGGGGCGACUUUUACCUUUGUGUAGAUUCAGACAUUACAAUUGAGAAUCUCAAAAAACUCGUAUCAAAAAGACUCAAAGUGCCCAGAGACAGACUAUGUUUACUCUUCAGAGAUAAGCAAUUACAAGAUGGAAAUUUGGUCCAGCAUGGAAUAGCAGAUGGAUCUAGGAUUACUCUAUUACCUAAUGUGGAGACAGGACUUAUAGCACAAAGGCCGGAAAUCGGCAUAAUGCAGGCCCUCGAAUCCCUCAACGACACCCAGGUGAACGAGUUCCUGUGCGGCAAGGCGCCCCUCAACCUGAGCAUGCGCCUCGGCGACCACAUGAUGCUCAUCCAGCUGCAGCUGAGCACCGUGUCGGGCGGCAAGUCGGCCGGCCCUGUGGCCGCCCCUUCCGCUGCGGCCGCCCCCGUGCCCUCUCCCGCCCCCUCGUCGCCGGCCGGGCGGCAGGGGCUGCCCACCAGCCCGCCCAGCCUGAUGCAGGCGUCACGGAACCUGCAGCACACGCUGAGGAGGUUGUCGGCUGAUGUGUUUUCGGGGAGAGACAGGGGCCGACGGGAGAGCGUCUACUCGGGCACGUUCAGCGGCGCCCUCAAUCCCGCCCUGCAGGACCCGAAGGGCAGGCCGCGCCGCGACGUCGCCACCAUCGUGCACAUCCUCAACGACCUGCUCUGCUCGGUGCCCGAGCUGCGCAGGGCGGCGCGCCGGGGCGACGAGCCGCCCGCUCGCGCCGUAGACCCGCCCCUGGUGCCUCUGGCGCCGGCGGGCAGCGAGGACCAGAACGUGCGCACGCGCGGCAAGCUCGAGCACCUGAGGCUGGUGAUGGGCGAGCGGCGGGAGCGCAGAAGGCAGCGCAAGCAGAAGCCGUACUCGAUGCCGCAGGGCGAUAGUGACACGGUGACAGCGUGA